Messenger RNA from Hylaeus volcanicus, 1223 nucleotides. RefSeq lists its product as uncharacterized. The coding region runs from base 70 to 468 and encodes 132 amino acids. NCBI's taxonomy places the organism in Eukaryota, Metazoa, Arthropoda, Insecta, Hymenoptera, Colletidae. The record is from RefSeq and is a predicted model, not a curated record. The transcript is spliced from 3 exons.
GGCCUGCCACCAGCGGGAUAAUAGACAGAGAAGAACGACUCUAUGGGGUUUUAGGAUUCGACGGACAUAAUGGCACUGGCCCAUUGUCUACGUAGCUGCAGACUGCUAACAUCCGCUUUUGAGGGCGGUUAUGUCGGGCUCAUCUGCAUGCCACCCUUCAACCCUUCGAGUGUUUGGUUUCCAGCAUCGAAGAUGCAAAUUAUCACUGCGAUCCAGUCGACGUUCGAUUGCCAUCGAUCACCGCGAAACGGUGCACGUUGCCGCGUCGUGCUACCGAUCGGCGCAUUGUUCUUAGGAAAGAGGAAGGAAGUUGGGCGAAGGGAGGAAGGAACAAAGAGGUUUCAGAACGCGCGAGCCUCUUUAAAAUGGCGGAAAGAGAACUGGAUCACGUGGACCUCGGGGAGGGAAGAUUUCUUCAUUGACAAGGGGAAUCUCGUUGAGGUACAGCCGUUCGGAAAAACCGGAUAAGAACCGACACCGCCAUCUGGUAUGGAUGAUAAGAACGAGGGGUUCCUUCGCAGUUUCCGGAUAAGCCGCACGCUUCGGGGGUGACGUGACGAGCGACGCCGAUGCCGACGCCGACGCCGACGCCGACGCCGACGCCAUGUGCCCAAAAUGGCCGCGGAUCGUUAAACGGUCACGCGCAAGCUCCCCAGGGGGUGGUGGGACAAGGAGGGUUGGUUUUAGGGGUGUCCUCGCUUCUUAAUAGGAUCGAAGAAUAGUUACGACGUCAGAUCCACGCAGUUACGUGGAAGCGUCGUUCCAGCCACGCGUUUUCAACGAAUACGUAAAUGCACGGGGGAUGAUUCACAACCCUUUGAAUCUCUCGUUCGAGAAACAUCAAAGUAUUCGCGUGAAUGCACGUAGUGGACGAGCAGAGGCUCAGAAAUGCGUUGUCCAGUUGUGAGCUGUUUACUUCUCGUUAUAUCAAGUCACCCCAUGUAUAAAUGAAAUGUACAAUGCGAAAUGUAUAAGAGUGAUACGUAUUCUUUUUAUUUUCUUUAAUGGUCUGGCUUUUAUGAGAAUUCUUUAAUCGUUUUAUUCUACUUAUUUCUAUUUUUCUUAUCGUGCAAUUUGUGAUAUGUGUAUUUGUUAGUACCUAUUCGUUCAUGUUUAUAUAUUUUCUCCCUCUCUCAGCGUUGAUAUAUGUAGAAAUACCUGAAGAGCCGUUGAAAUAAAAUCCUUGAUGCACCACUAGAAGAAUAAUAUUAAUUUAAUCUCAC